Suillus subalutaceus is the source of this 1574-nucleotide messenger RNA. RefSeq names its product cytochrome P450. The record is from RefSeq and is a predicted model, not a curated record. The transcript is spliced from 11 exons. Gene Ontology annotation, molecular function: heme binding; monooxygenase activity; oxidoreductase activity, acting on paired donors, with incorporation or reduction of molecular oxygen. The coding region runs from base 86 to 1498 and encodes 470 amino acids. Lineage: Eukaryota; Fungi; Basidiomycota; Agaricomycetes; Boletales; Suillaceae.
CGCCGCUAUCUGUUAACAUCCGCUGAAUCUUUACUAGGUCACUGCCUACGCAAACCACUCCAGGGACUGAAAACUCCCGUGCGCGAUGGCUGGAAACCUCCAACUCUUUGUCGUGUCCAUCCUUACUGCAUUAUUUGCGGCCUACAACCUAUAUCGCCGUAAUCAAAUAUUUGUCCGGUUCCCUCCUGGCCCGCGUCGACUUCCAUUGUUUGGAAACCUCACAGAUCUCCCUACGAGCCAGCAAUGGGUAACUUAUGCGAAGUGGAGAGGUCAAUAUGGUGACCUCAUUGGCCUUGUCGUGCUAGGGCAGCCCAUCGUUGUCAUCAACUCCAUUCGGACUGCAUUCGAUCUCCUCAAUAAGCGAGGAUCUAUAUACCUUGACCGCCCCGGAUUCUCGUUGAUACAAGAAUGGGGUGGAUGGAAUUGGAUGCUCACAACGAUGCAAUAUGGCGAGGAAUGGAAAUUGCAGCGCAAGAUGUUCGCGCAGCAACUGAACCCGAAGUGCAUUCAAGAAUUCCAUCAUGUCAUCUAUGUGCAAGCAGCGAAGCUGGCUUCAAGGCUAUUAUGUUCGCCAGAAAAAUUUCAGGACCACACAAGACUGUUUGCUGGUGCAAAUAUCCUAAUGAUCACUUAUGGUCACGAAGUUGUAGACAAUGAUGACGAAUGGGUCAAGUUGGCGCGAGACGCUAACGCAUCUCUAGAAGUUUUAACGAACGUUGGGGCGCAUCCUGUUGAUAUAUUUCCAUGGUUGCGGCAUUUUCCGAUGAACAUUUUCGGAGGCAAAUUUGCGCGACAAAUGCGGCAUAUGCGAAACUUGGCGGAGCAAUUAGUUGAACGACCAUACACUGCUGUGAAAGACGAAGUUCUUUGUGGCAGAGGCCUACAUUCAUCGAUGGCGCAUCGUCUCAUUGACUCAUACACCUCUGCGGGCAUCACGGCGCAUGAGGAAACCAUUCGAGGUGCAUUAGCAGGUGUUUACAUCAUCAGCACUAUCGAUACUGCAAUCCUUGCUCUCAUGCUAAACCCCGAUAUUCAGAAGGAAGCACAACAUGUUCUCGAUGCCGUCCUUUGUGGUCAGCGGCUACCAAGUCUGGAAGAUCGACCUAAAUUUCCAUACGUCGAUGCUAUUUUGCGAGAGACACUAAGGCAGAUGUUACACGAUGAGGCAACAUACCCUAAUCACACUGAGUUCUCUCCAAAGCGGUUCUUGCGCGAUGAUGAGACGUUGUGUGAUGAUAUCCUUGAUCCACGUGAAAUUGCCUUCGGGUUUGGUCGUAGAAUUUGUCCAGGAAGGCAUUUGGCAGAGUCGUCGCUCUGGAUAAUGAUUGCAAUGAUCCUGUACCUCUUUGACCUCACCAUCCCACUGGAUGAGAGGGGUGAACCGAUCCGCCCGGACUUGACAUACAUAUCAGCGCUCAUUAGCCACCCAACCCCCUUUCAAUGUAUUUUCACACCCCGUUCCCAUACUGCAAGGUUGCUGUUAGAUCCGAAAAAAUGAAUUUACGUGCCUGGAUACCUGGCUGCGCACAUAGAAGUGGACGUACUGUACGAUUACAACCUUAGGUUCGUGCCAA